Molecule: messenger RNA, 1805 nt
Organism: Ruditapes philippinarum (Manila clam)
Lineage: Eukaryota; Metazoa; Mollusca; Bivalvia; Venerida; Veneridae
Exons: 2
Coding region: 653-1168 (171 amino acids)
Source: RefSeq, a predicted model, not a curated record
CAGAGAUUGCAAAAUGUUUCUCUAACUUUUCCAUUACAAGUGAAAAUCGCUCGUCAAUCUUCGGCUCUUUAAACAAUAUAUAUGACUGAAUAACUCGCAGGCAAAUCCUUUUUUCAUUCUUAACGCUCUAACAUAUACAUAGAAAAAGGAAAAGGUGCGCGUGAUGAUCAGAAUUACGUAAAGGAAGAAUCAGUGUGAUUUGAUUUUUGACUUAGAAAUGAAUGAAAUGUGACGAGUUGAUUUUAGUGGAAUUUUUUCAUACGUAAGUUUAUAACUUGAAUUAUUUUUUUAUAAUUUGAUAAAAUUUUGACAUUUCUCACGAUCGGAGGAAGAAAAUUAGAAUCCACGGGGAGUACGUCAUAGACAAACAAUACACACAUAUAUUUAAAUUUAAAAUACCAGCAGUAAAAGUUUCAUUUGUUCUUUAGUUACAUCACCUCUGGCUACGGCAGGAUUUGCCUUAAAAUUUAAAUAGCUUUAUUAAGAAAAGUGAAUGAGAAUAGUUUCAGGCAACGUUUGGUGGUACAUUUGACGAAUAAAUACAUUAAAAUAUAACAGGAAAGAAGAGGAAAUACACGAACAAAAAUUUUGUUUCAAUUAAGACUUACUUUUUCAAUUUGGAAUAAAGAAUACGAUAUUCAGAAACUGCAAUAUGUGUACGAUAAUGAAGUUUUUCAAAGAAGUGAUCAUGUGUGUAACAGUGUUGACAGUUUUUUGCGCAUGCGCAAUGUCAUUUCCGUCGUCGUCAUUCAACACAGGCACAAGGACCGGUGAGCUAGAUACGAUUAUAGAUGAACUAAGGAAAGAACUUAUCAUCAACUCAAAAUCAAAUAACAUAAGGAGUGAAUUAUCAAAUACAAGAUUUCAAGGGAGUCAGAUUAAAGACCACCCGUCUUUUGGUACAAUGGAAAGUUUUCCGUCUGCAGAAGUGAACGCACGUCCAUUGUUGUCAGCUAUUUUAUCAAAGAAUGGAAAUUCGAACACGUUUGAUGUAAAUAAGAGACAAGGAUCAUGGGAUUAUGAUUACGGACUUGGCGGAGGUCGAUUCGGUAAACGUGGCUUUGGAGAUUACUCUCUAGGCGGAGGUAGAUUUGGUCGUGACGUCGGUCACGUGCAGGAACUUGAAGCAGACGACUCAUUGGAUUUUGAAGAUCCUUUGUCAGAUUAGUAGCAUGAAAUUUCAAAUGUUUAUUGAAUAUAAAAAAAAAUUGUGUGACAAUUGUGACAAAACAAUUAAACCCUGUCAUCAAAUUUUUAUGAGAGAUCUGUAGAAAUUUCUUUCAUUGCAAAUUUGAUAACAUUUCGGAAUAAUUUCUUAAUUUUAAUCUAGAUGUACAUGAACAAGAACGGUAAAGUGUUAAUAUUUAAAGUUAAAAGGAUUAUAAUGCCUCUAUCUAAAUCAGAUGUUUUACCAUCAGACAUUAGUUUGAAUUGUUGAAAUUAUUUUUAAGCAUAUACAUGUACAAAAAGUAAGAAAACAAAUGCGCAAAAUUAAGUUGAAAUUAACAACAAAACGUACAUUAAAAAUGCACCAUUUCUUAAGCUUUCUGCUGGUGUACUGACUUCGCCUUAAUGGCACAUGCAUAUUCUCUACCGAAACAUUAACUUUGUUUUCAGAAAUUAAAAAUAAGGGCUUAGGGUUUAAAUGAUACAUUUUAUAUUUCUUUUAAAACUUAUAUUUAAAUAUUCACUGAAUUGCAAAAAAUGGGAAAUCACUUAAGGACAUGUCUUAAGAUGCAAAAUGUUCUUAAUGUAAAAAAAAUGUUAACAAUUCCGAUUAUUAAAUUAAAGCAUUACCUUACAAU